This is a messenger RNA of Nasonia vitripennis (jewel wasp), 4311 nucleotides long. Its product is annotated as multidrug resistance-associated protein 5. Lineage: Eukaryota; Metazoa; Arthropoda; Insecta; Hymenoptera; Pteromalidae. The coding region runs from base 288 to 4202 and encodes 1304 amino acids. The transcript has 20 exons. The record is from RefSeq and is a predicted model, not a curated record. Gene Ontology annotation, molecular function: ATP binding; ATP hydrolysis activity; ABC-type transporter activity. Gene Ontology annotation, cellular component: membrane. Gene Ontology annotation, biological process: transmembrane transport.
AAUCUUAUCAGUCGGCGCAAAGCUGCAGUAGCUUCGAUGGAUGCGUGCGCUUACCUACGAGCGCAGUGUGCGCGUGGACUUUGCUUGGAUCGCGUCAAAACAAAAGUGCCUUCAUUUAGUGGUGGAAUGAUGUUAGAAAGCUACGAGAGUGCGCAGUUUCGGUGUCGCGUGUCGUCGUUGUGCAACAACGCUUUGUUGGAUGUGGUGCGCGAGUAGUGAAUUGGUGUUGAUCUUCCAUUGCUCGUUAUCUGAGUGUCGUCGGCGGUAGUCGAUGCUUCGAUCGAAUUAUGACUAUAGACAACACGAGCUUCUUUUCCUACAUCUACUCGUCAUGGCUUACGAAGUACCUGUGGAAGGCCUACAGGAAAGGCAUUACUCUUGACGAAGUACCGGACAUAUCGGCUCUGGAUAGCUCUUCGUGCAACAUACAAAAAUUCGAGAAUCUAUGGAACGAAGAGUUGAGGCAUCGAGGGCCGACCUCGGCGUCCCUGCCGCUGGUCGCCUGGAGAUUCGUUAGGUUCCGGGUUCUCACCUCGUGUAUUUUGAACGCUGCUUCCCAAAUCGUCAGCUUCAUACUUCAGACGAUAUUUUUGAGAAAACUUCUGGAGUACAGCGAGGGUUCCGAGAGUUAUUUCUUCAACGGCAUGCACUGGGUGAUCUACAUAGUCGUAUUCGAUCUGCUGCAGAUGACGCUAUCGACUUGGAGUGAUAUAAUGAAUCAACGAACGGCUCUUCGCUUGAAAUCAGCUUGCUUGAGUCUGCUGUUCAAAAAAGUCGUGAACUUGAACAGCGUCACGCAUAAGAACACGGAUGAACUCUUGAGCAUGCUGUCGAGAGACGGGCAUAAAAUUUACGAGGCGGUUAAAUAUGGAACGUCGAUAGUCAAUGGCCCAGUUGUGACCGUAUGCGCGCUGAUCUGCAUUUCGCUCUGGUUGAGUCCAUCAGCGCUAUUGGGAAUAGUCAUAUUUCUGUCGUUCUAUGUUAUUCAAUAUUGGUUAGUGCAUUUGAUCGAUUAUUGCAAAUCGGGCGCUAAUGAAUUCACUAGGAUUAGAAUAAAGAAAACAGUGUCAGCACUGAAAUCCAUUAGACUGAUCAAAAUCAAUGGAUGGGAGCAGCAUUUCGUUCAAAAUAUAACAAAUGUUCGCAGUAGAGAAAGCAAAUGGCUGUGGAAACUUUCGUACGUUAAUAGUCUCAAUUCAUCGAUAGCUCAUGCCAUCCCGAUCAUUGCGAUCAUAGCAAUAUUUUUCAUGCACUUUAGCAUGACUCGUGAUUUGACAGCAUCAGUAGCUUUUCCGAUCUGUGUUGUUGUCAUAGUACAAAUGCAAAGUGCCUUUAUGUCGAUGAAAUCGUCUUUAUCUCGCCUCAGAGAUUCACUGAUAACUUUCAACAAAAUUAAGGGCGGUCUGUUAUUGGAAGAUACCAGUUGCCACGUGUCAAAGCCAUACGAGGCGUCCCAGGCAGUAGCGAUUGUUAACGGAACCUUUGUUCAUGAUAAAUUUAAGAAGCAAAACUAUGAUUCUGAAAAUGCAGAGGACGCAAAAAAAAAUAAUUUUGCCAGCAUCGACAGUGUAACUGAACCAGAAAAGGAGAAGUUAACAGAGCAACCGACGUUUCAGCCUAAGCGCAUUGAAAUUCUAUCCAACAUAACCUUCAAGGCGAAGAAGGGUCAACUGAUCGGAAUUUGCGGCAAAGCCAACAGCGGCAAAUCAUCUCUUCUAUUGGCUGCAUUGGGUCAGAUCAAGAUGACCAAUGGUCAGCUGAUGCGACAAGGCAGCUGCGCUUACGUAGGUCAAAAGGCUUGGCUGUCUAACACUACAAUUAGAGAGAAUAUUCUAUUCGAAGAAGCAUACGAUGCCAAGAGGUACUACGAGGCUCAGGUGGUUUGCAAGCUGAGGCAGGAUAUAAAAAGACUACCCGAUGGUGAUGAAACUGAGAUCGGAGAAACUGGAGUGGAAAUACCGGAAGCACUGAGGCAGAAAAUAGCACUUGCAAGAGCAUUUUACGCUGACAGGGACAUUUACUUUAUGGAUGAUCCUCUGAGCUCCAUGGAGAAUAGCGUGGCGCAAGAGAUAUUUGAAGAUCUUAUUAUCAGAGCACUCGGAGAAAAAACUAUUCUUUUCGUUACGCAUGACCUCGAGUAUUUAGAUAGAUGCGAUUAUAUGUAUAUCAUGCGUGAUAGAAGAAUAGCAGAACACGGAAGACACAAAGAAUUAAUGCGAUUAGGUAGAGAGUACGCGGCGAUGGUCCGAACAGCGAUCGACGCAGAAGGUGAUUAUGCCAAUGAAUUUUCAGAUUCUCAGGAUGAUAAUUCGGAAAAAGAAACGGAAGAUUUGAAAGCAAAGGAAAAUAGAAAAGCUUCCUUAAAUAACGGCGCGAACACGGAUAAUGAGUCACGUAAAUCAAAUAGUAGCUCUAUCGAUGGCGAUGAAGAUAAUGUCGAACCUCGAGAAAUAACCGCAAUGACAUACUACACCUACGUGAAGUCUCUCGGCGGGUUCGUUCUACUUUUUCCCAUUAUUUUGGUGUACGUUAUUUACGCCAGCAUUGGAGUUCUCAGCUUACUACGACUAACCUGGUGGAUAGAAGCUAUUAAUGAUACUGAAAAAGAAAAUAGUUUCUCGUUUUACAAAAAUUGGUACGGCUCCUGCUUCUUCCUCGUCGUACUGGGCUGCAUAGUACAAAGCUUCGUGGUGCAAUUCGCGACUACGAGAAUAGCCGAUAAUAUACACUACAAUCUCCUGAAUAAAAUACUUAACGCCCCGAUAAAAUUCUUCGAUGCUGCUUCAAUCGGAAGAAUUAAGAAUCUCUUGUUACAGGACUUGGAUAAUGUUAGUCUCUCGCUGCCGUCUAAGUUGGACAAUACUUUGCGAUAUAUGAUAGUUGGAUUUAUCGCGUUCUUCGUUUUGAUGAGUACGAUUCCGUGGUUCACCAACUACGUAGUGUUUUGCAGCAUACUUUUCUUCUUCGUUGGAAAAAUUUACAGAGCUGCUCAAAAAAAUCUUAUACGUCUGGAAAACAUGGUGAGACUAGCAACUAAGAAUUUUCUUCAGAAUAGUAUCCAAGGCCUUAGCACAAUACGAACGUUUAAGAAGGAAAACGAUUUACUGAGCAAAUUCCAGGACCUGAUGGAUCACAACAGUGCCUGUAUUUUUAUCAAAGGCGUUUCGGAGAAAUGGCUUUCCAUAAGACUACAGAUACUCACGACGACCUGCAUUUUCGUCGCCGCGUCUUCAAUAGUGACCAUGAAGGGAGAGAUAUCGCCUGCUGUAGCUGGACUCACGUUCGUCUUUAUACUGCAAGUGCCGAACAUCAUCGAGAUGAACAUAAGAUAUUUUUCAAAAACGGAAAUCGGUUUUGUGAGCGUGAAGAACAUAUGCGACUAUCUGCAAGCUUUAGUACAUGAAAGAGAUAACAAACCGGCAUCGUUCAAUCCAGAUUUAGAGUGGCCAGCCACCGGGUCGAUCGAUUUUGAAAAGGUGCACAUGACUCUAGGCUACGAUGCUCGAUUCAUGCUAAGCAAUGCCACUUUUUCCAUUAUGGACUCGGAAAAAAUAGGUUUGCUAGCCAGAAAAGAACUGGACAAAAGUGCUUUCAUCGAAGCAAUAUAUAGAUUAAACGAGUUGGCCGAAGGAAAAAUUUCCAUCGACAACGUUGAUAUAUCAAAAAUCGACUUGAAAUUACUUAGAAAUCGAAUUUCCAUUAUACCCAGAGCACCUGUAUUCUACGGUACAGUAAGGUUCUUCUUGGACCCGGCAAAGUUGCACACCGAUGCGGACAUUUGGCACGCGCUGGAAAGAGUACACUUGAAGGACAAGAUAUCGGCAGUCGCGUCGAAGCUCCAUUACACGAUAGAUGGAAAGAUUUUCAGCACCAGUGAAAAGCAGCGGCUAUUCCUCGCAAAAGCGUUCCUUUGCCAAAACAAGAUACUACUGAUCGAAGAGAUAGUCAAUCCCGAUUUCGAGGCAUCGGGUCUGGUGAACCAGGUGAUAGAAAAAGAGUUUUCCAAUAGUACCGUCGUAACGAUCACCAGCCGUACUAGAACAGCUUUAUCGUGCGACCGCGUGUUGGUGAUUGACAGCAGCCGAGUUCUGGAGUUCGAUACUCCAUCCAUACUGAUGGCUGAUCAAAAUUCAAAUCUGAGGAAAAUCAUCGAAGAGGAGGACGCAGCCAAGAAGAGAAGAGCUUCCAUUCAGAAACUUUAAAGUUCGAUCGACCGAUAGUUUUAUUUAUGCAAUCGUAUAGCAAUUCAUUUUUUAUGACACACACAGCGAACUUUGUAAAAUUAAUAAAAAACAAAAUUGUUAAAAAAAA